Molecule: messenger RNA, 4447 nt
Organism: Paramisgurnus dabryanus
Lineage: Eukaryota; Metazoa; Chordata; Actinopteri; Cypriniformes; Cobitidae
Source: RefSeq, a predicted model, not a curated record
CUCGCGUGUGAUGUGUUUGUGUAUCCUCAGUGUUUUUCUAUCUUGAGUGUUUUAUUGAGUGUUAACAGAGUCUUGUCUCUGUGUAUUUUAGUGUUGAUGAUGAGAUGGAUGUGAUGUGCUGUAAAUCAGGAACUGAUCAGGGCUUACAGGAUGAGGAAUCUACUGAUCAAACCUCCACAGAGUCUCUGGAUUCUGUCUGGAACGCUGGAGAACAGCAGCAGAUCCUGCAGACCAAACUCAAGAUGUGUUCAGUCAAACCCAUCGACUGCACGAACCUCAUGAUGAAGAUCAAAACUGAACCUACAGACAUAAAAACUGAACCUACAGACAUAAAAACUGAACCUACAGAAAUAAAAACUGAAUCUACAGAAGUAAAACCUGAACCCACGGCAGAUGAAUGUGAAGACAGUCAUGUUGAUGGUCAUGCUUUUAUUAUUUCUUCAGAUGUGAAGAGUGAAUUAUGUUUGGAAGGAGAAAUAACGUCCUCGACUCUUUCCUGCAUCAGCGGUGGAGAGACAUUGAGCUCACAGAGACAUUUAGAGAGAGAACACACAGAACAGAAAGUGCUUUUACACAUCAAUGAGAAACCGUAUCAAUGCAGUGAAUGUGGAAAAACAUGUAGGGAUUCAUUCUCUCUAACAGCACACCAAGCACUACACACUGGAGAGAAGCCCUAUCAAUGCUCACACUGUCAUAAACCUUUCAGUCAUAAAUCUCAGCUGAUAGUCCAUGAGAGAAUUCACACAGGGGAAAAACCUCAUCACUGUGAUGUUUGUGGGAAGAGUUUUAAUCGAAAUGACAGUUUAGUGUCACACCAGAGAAUUCAUACAGGUGAAAGACCUUACAAAUGCUCUCAGUGUGAGAAGACAUUUACUCAUUUAACUUCCUUAAAAGUCCAUGAGAGACAUCACACUGGAGAGAAACCUUAUGUCUGCUGUCACUGUGAAAAGCGCUUUUCACAUCAAAAUGCCUUUAGAGAUCAUCAGAGAGUUCACACUGGAGAGAAACCUUUCGUCUGCUCUCAAUGUGGAAAGAGCUUCACUAAUCAUAGUUCUAUUAAAGUUCAUCAGAGAGUUCAUACGGGAGAGAAACCUCAUCACUGUAAUGUCUGUGGGAAGAGUUUUAGACAACGGGCUACCUUUGUGAGUCACCAGAGAACUCAUACAGGUGAAAAACCUUACAAAUGCUCUCAUUGUGAGAAGAUGUUUACUCAGGCAGGUCACUUAAAAGUUCAUGAGAGAGUUCACACUGGAGAGAAACCUUACGUCUGCUCUCACUGUGGAAAGAGCUUCACUAGUCAUAGCUCUAUUAGAGUUCAUCAGAGAAUUCAUAUGGCAGAGAAACCUCAUCACUGCAAUGUCUGUGGGAAGAGUUUUAGGCAACAGGCUGACUUACUAAAGCACCAGAGAACUCAUACAGGAGAAAAACCUUACAAAUGCUCUCAGUGCGAGAAGAUGUUUGCUCAUUUAACUUCCUUAAAAGUCCAUGAGAGACUUCACACUGGAGAAAAACCUCAUCACUGUAAUAUUUGCAGGAAGAGUUUUAAUCAACAUCACCAUUUAGUGUCACACCAGAGAAUUCAUACAGGUGAAAACCCUUAUAAAUGCUCUCAAUGUGAGAAGACAUUUGCUCAUUCAGCUUCCUUAAAAGUCCAUCAGAGACUUCACACUGGAGAGAAACCUUACGUCUGCUCGAUCUGUGGAGAGAGAUUUGCUUCUUCUAGAAGUCUUCAGAAUCAUCAGAAGAAACAUACUGAAGAACAAACUACACUGAAAUCAUCACAGUGUCGGUCUAAUAAUGUGCUAAAAAAUUAUUGAUUUCUUCGAAUGACUUUGACCUCUGUAAUUUGUGGCACGAAAAGCAAUGUUUUUACCACUCCCCUCUUUUGCUCAACAAAUUAACAGGUUGACCAAUGAGAUCUGAGCAUUCCAUCACAUUCCCAGAGCCACUGCUGUAAAUCAAAAUGUGAGAUGUGGCGCUACAGCACCCAAAACUAUUGACAGAGCGCGUAAAAACAUUGUUAAAACAAAUCAAAUGAAUUUCAUUUAUAUAAUGCUUUUCCAAACCAGCUGUACAUGAAUGAUUAUUAUAAUUAUUAAAGAAUUUUAAAGAGCUGCAAGGGUACAAAGAAAGCAUUCAGUUGUCGCUGGGUAAUCAUCAAUAUGGCAGCAUGAGGAUGGGCAUCACACCAAACUGGAAUUAAACCUGUCUGUUUCAGAUGUCCUCAGAGAGCUAAAGACUGACACCAAAUGGCAGAACCCACAGAGAAAAGACACUGAAUUCUGAUGAAAGUCAACAUCUGAAAACUUUCUCAAAGAGUUCACAUCUACCUCAAAGUCAACCAACCCACUUUACAGGGACAGAAGAGUCACCUCUCCAAGAUUAUUGUGUUUCUCUCCUUACAAUCUCUCUCUCCUCCUCACAUGAUGGUCUCUAGAGAUGCUCAAAGCUCACUUAUAGGUUACCUACUUUAAUAAAAGAUCUGGUAAAAUCCACCACUGACAUGGAAAUUGGUUUAGAAACUGCAGAUAAACUUCACCCAGGUCUCGCACACAAAUUCCUGUAUGUAAAUAAAAUAUAUCUUCCCACAGAAAUCAAAGACACAGCAAAGUUAACGCCCCAAAAUGUAAUAAUAGAUAAAUAAACACUGCUCGGUAAAACUAUGGGUAUUUAAAGGAUGGUGGUAGAGCAUUCUCUGAAUCUAUAAACAGAUUUCCUGCACGAUCGCUUUGUGUAGUUUUCAUCACCAGACAUUUUUAAUCGUUUUCAUUUUGUACUAUUAAAGGAUUUUGUAUGAUUAAUGUAAUAUAUAUCGCUUUUACACCACAUGGCUGUUAUAUUUUGAUUGGUUGAGAAAUGUUUCACAGGUGUUGAAUAUUUUUCUGUAAAAUGAACACCUAACCUGUCAGAUGUCUUAAAAUAACCAACAGAGCAAUGUCUGUUGUAACUGUGGUGUAAGAAUAAUUUAACAGCCCAUCGUCAAUUAUUCCUUACAAAUUGGAUAUAGAAUUAAUACAUUGUUUAAUUUCUGCUUUCGUAUUUAUUAACUGUUUUGUAUGAUUGAUGAAAUUUAUUGCUUGCAUUGGACUUUGGAUUAUUUUGUAUUAUUGGCAUGUUUAUCUUGCUAAAUAAAUCCAAACAUUUGGAAAGUAGAUUUGAUAUAUCCUUUGUUACCACAAAAAUCCAUGAUGAGGAUUAAGUGGGCGUAUUGUCAUGCUUUUUUAUUUUAUUUAUUUGGGGGUUAAUUUACAGGAUCAAUCAUUUGUGCAUCGACUAUCUUUAAUUAUGAGGUAUGAUAAACUCUUAACUAGUUGUAUCAAGCAGAGUUGUGUGUGUUUGUUUAAGGGUGGAUUUUGUCAAAAUGGGCGGCCCAACCACAGGCGUUGGUAAAACUGCGUCAAAUGUCUGUGUUUUGUCAGAAGUCAUCAUGUAAGUGCAUAUAAUGUAAAUUAUCUUAUAUUAAGUUUAUACAGUUAACUUUGGGACAAAGACAUUUCUUCUUGAUUUUCUUCUGUACACUACAGAUUUAGUUAAUCAAACAUUUCACACACGGUUAAAGUGACAUCCAUAGAUUUUAUUAAGGCAUCUUUCAGGGCAUGCUAAUGUUUGGGGAAAUGAUUCACAGGUGUUUGUGUUUAACCCAUAUUGUGUUUAACUACUGCAGGUAUGAGAAGCUUUCAGAAUGAAACUUGGAUAGAAAAUUACUUCUAUGUCUUUUUUAAAUAAAUCUUGUUCAAUCACAAUAAACUAUUGGUAGCUACAUUUCCCAGCUACGUUCAAUGUUAUUUCUACAUCACACAAAAUACAACAACAGUUUAUUACUGUACUAACACAGCAUCAGCAAAGGUAUUGCUUUAAAAUAAAGCAAUUUUCAUGUGCAUGUUCCCUAUAGCCCAAAACACCUUGAACUGACAUCUUAAAAUAUAUCUGUGUCAUUGUUUUGUGUUAAGAUGCACACCAGUAAUGUUUUUGUAAGGUGUGUUUGUAAAACUAUUUAAAUGCCCUAAGGCCUGGCACUGGCCAAAAUAAUGUGAACACUUUACUAUGGGGACAAAAUAAUUCGGCUAACCCUGAUAAACUACUUUGCAAAAUAAUAAAUUUGCAAAUGACCUCUUAUUUAACUCUUUGUAUUCCUUAAGCUUUGUAUUGCAGUUUAAGUUGUAUUCAGUAAGUACGGCAUGCAAGUAAAAUAUAUCUGUUUAAGGGAUUCUGUUUAUAAAUAUAUAAGCAAAUUUGUUUUGUGUCUAAAGAGCAACAGUCUUAAGUUACCAUAACCAACUCAUCAGUGAAAGAAAAUACAAAAAAUUAUACAAGGUGCACCCAUCUUAUUUUCAAAUCCCAAUGUUGACAUAUGAGGUAAAGACUGUAUUCCCUGACGCUGGAUCUUUACAUUUAAUUAAAAAUCAGAAUUGUGACAGCCAUUACCACACCAUGAAGAAACAUAAAC